Molecule: messenger RNA, 1569 nt
Organism: Habropoda laboriosa
Lineage: Eukaryota; Metazoa; Arthropoda; Insecta; Hymenoptera; Apidae
Product: U3 small nucleolar RNA-associated protein 15 homolog
Exons: 5
Coding region: 4-1569 (521 amino acids)
Biological process (GO): positive regulation of transcription by RNA polymerase I; rRNA processing
Cellular component (GO): nucleolus
Molecular function (GO): protein binding
Source: RefSeq, a predicted model, not a curated record
GAAAUGGCGUCCUUCAAGAAAAUAAAUACUAAAGUAUUUGCAAGAACAGGACCUGAAUUAACUCCCGACAGUAUAUACUGGAAAAAGUAUAGUGCUCCAGUUUUAGUUAAGGAAUUUGGGGCAAUCGAUUAUAUCGAUUUUUCACCAGUAGAACCUCAUUAUUUUGCUGUCACUUGUUCAGUAAGAGUACAGGUGUAUAACCCAAUUACAAAACUAGUUACAAAAAAUCUUAGCAGAUUUAAAGAAAGUGCUUAUGGUGGCUCCUUUCGUAGUGAUGGCAAACUACUCUGUGCUGGUGGUGAAGAAUCAGUAAUUAGACUGUUUGAUGUCAACACAAAAAGUCUUCUUCGAAUUUUUUCUGGACACAAAGCUUCUGUGCACAGAACUUUCUUCACUGCUGAUAAUCUUCAUAUUGCUUCAUUUUCUGAUGACAAGACUGUAGCUAUUUGGGAUAUACCUAAUGAAAAGCAAAUAAAAUCUUUCAGUGAACAUUCAGACUACAUCAGAGCUGGUGCAGUUAGUCCUAUUUCCACAGACAUAUUGUUAUCUGGAGGCUAUGAUAAACACAUACAUAUGUACGAUGCAAGAACAGACAAGAAAAUUCUUAGUGUGAGUCAUGAAGCUCCUGUUGAAAGCUUAUUAUUUUUACCUUCUGGUGGAAUAUUCUUGUCUGCAGGUGGUACAGACAUUAAAGUGUGGGAUGCACUUGCUGGUGGCAGAUUACUUGCCAAAAUUACUCAACAUCAUAAAACUGUGACAUGUUUAAAGAUAGCUUCAAAUGGUCGCAGAAUUUUGUCUGGUUCAUUGGAUAGACAUGUAAAAAUUUAUGAUUCUGGGACAUACAAAACUGUUCAUUCUUUAGAUUAUCCAAAUGCAGUUCUUAGCAUAGGAAUUAGUUCAAAUGAUGAAACCAUAGUAGCUGGUAUGGUUGAUGGUUUAAUUUCUGUGAGAAGAAGAGAGGAAGAUGUAAAAACUGAAAAGCCACAACGUAAAAAGGUAUCAUACAGACACUCAGGAAAAAACAUCCACACACCUCAAGUAGAUAUUGUUGUACAAGAAGAAAUGAAAGAAAUUAUGUCCAGACAUGAUACCUGUUUAAGAAAAUUUCAAUAUUCUAAAGCCUUGGACAGUGUUAUGAUAACUUAUGUGGUAAGCAAAGCACCGCAUGUUACGGUUGCACUUAUGCAAGAGCUUAUCAGGAGACAGGGUUUAAAACAAGCUCUUAGUGGCAGAGAUGGCAAGUCUCUUGGAAGUAUUCUUAAAUUUUUGAACAAAUAUAUAGGAAGUGUUCGGUUUGGAAGAGUGUUGCUUCACGUCGCUGAUGUAUUAAUGGAUGUCUAUGAAGAUAAGUUAGAUGAACUUGCGGCAGAACCACGAAAAAUGUUUAGUCUUUUAGCAGCAAAGUUGGAAGAAGAAGAAAACUUAAUACUAGCAUUAUCAGAAUUGCAAGGAAAAUUACAUAUGAUACUAUCUGCUGCAGAAAGUACACUUCCUGCACCAGUAAAAGAUACACAAACAUUGGAAGCUUCAAGUGCAGCUCAAAAAAAUAUAAUUUUAAGUGUAGCAUGA